AAAUGUAGCCGAGCGGCUUGACUACAUUUCCCGGAAGGCUAUGCGUGAGAGGCGGCCUCUUUUCGAACGCGGUGAGCGGAGUUCUGGGAAUUGUAGUCUUCCGGUUGUUCCGCGUCCUAGGGCUCUGUCUUUCUCAUGUGGCCUAUCGAGGGAAGGGAAGAAAAUGUCGUUUGUGGUGCCGAAAAGGGCAGGAGUGACGCUCAAGCAGGUGAAGAGUAUCUUGGUCACCUUCUGUCCGUUCGAGACCAAUGUGGAAAGCACCAGAAAUUUUCUUCAGUGCCUAUACACAAAGAAAGCAUGUGCAUCCAACACCAACUGUGAAGUGAAAACAGAUGUAAAACAUGAUGGGUCUGAACCAGUAAUAAACAUCACAUUUGCUGAUGGUGACAGACUGAUUAUGAAAGGAGCCAACUUAACAAUUAGAGAAAUGCUAAGUGCAUUCAAUUCGAGAUGUGAAGCCAAAGAACUUUUGGCAGAGAAGGUUCAGAAAAAGAGUUCCUGAAAGACAACAAAGGAACAGUUAGAAUGUUUAAUGUGACACAUGAAAAUCGACCAACAAUUUCUUCACUCAGAAUGACAACAAGGACUCUGCCUAGGUGGAUAUGGACACAAUGCACAUUGGCUCUGACAAAUUAUUGAAUGAUGCCUAUAAACUUUUGGUUAAAGAUUAAAGCUUUGCUGUAGUA
Rhineura floridana is the source of this 686-nucleotide messenger RNA. RefSeq names its product mitochondrial ribosomal protein L53 (gene MRPL53). Lineage: Eukaryota; Metazoa; Chordata; Lepidosauria; Squamata; Rhineuridae. Bases 41 to 502 code for a protein of 153 amino acids. Gene Ontology annotation, cellular component: mitochondrial large ribosomal subunit. The record is from RefSeq and is a predicted model, not a curated record. The transcript has 3 exons.